AUGUAUCAUUAUAUUCCCCAACAUCCGCCGAGGGACUUUGUUCUCGAACGUAUCCGGAAAUUUGAUUUUUUUUUAGACUCGGUGCCAAGGUGUAAAUAUUCACCGACCGGCCGGACAGUAUCAACGCCAGCUUUGCCUCUUUGUACUAUACCGUGGUCUUGGCAUACCUAUCUCAUCUCUAUCUCUCAUGCAACCGAGAUAUUUUAA
Molecule: messenger RNA, 207 nt
Organism: Bipolaris victoriae FI3
Lineage: Eukaryota; Fungi; Ascomycota; Dothideomycetes; Pleosporales; Pleosporaceae
Exons: 1
Coding region: 1-207 (68 amino acids)
Source: RefSeq, a predicted model, not a curated record